This is a messenger RNA of Stegastes partitus (bicolor damselfish), 1984 nucleotides long. RefSeq names its product tripartite motif-containing protein 16-like. The record is from RefSeq and is a predicted model, not a curated record. The transcript has a single exon. Bases 190 to 1869 code for a protein of 559 amino acids. NCBI's taxonomy places the organism in Eukaryota, Metazoa, Chordata, Actinopteri, Pomacentridae. Gene Ontology annotation, molecular function: protein binding; zinc ion binding.
AGCAGCUGAAGCACCGUUAGUCUGAUUUCCUGUUUUUCUGCCACAUUCGAGCAAGUUUACAAGAAACAUUCUGUGGAGCGUUUUAACUGUGAAGAUCUUCUCUGUGGAUCAAAGUGUGCGAGCAAAGACGAGGAAUUGAAGUUUUGUUUUUUUCUGAGAGUGAAACUGUUUGACCGCGUGGGAGGUGAAAUGGCGCAGCAAAGAUUUCAGAUGGACCAGGAGAAACUCAGCUGUUCGAUCUGUUUGGAUCUCCUGAAGGAUCCGGUGACUAUUCCCUGUGGACACAGCUACUGUAUGAACUGUAUUAGAAGCUACUGGGAUAAAAAAGACAGGAAGCAAACCCACAGCUGUCCUCAGUGCAGACAGACGUUCAGACCGAGGCCGAAACUGAAGAAAAACACCAUGCUAGCAGAUUUAGUGGAAGAAGUGCAGAAGACAGAACCUAAAGCUGCUCCAGCUGAUCUCUGCUAUGCCGGACCUGGAGAUGUGUCCUGUGAUGUCUGCACUGGGAGAAAACUGAAAGCUGUCAAGUCCUGUCUGCAGUGUCUGGUCUCUUACUGUGAGCAACACCUCCAGCCUCACUAUCAAUCUCCUGCAUUUGAGAAACACAAGCUGGUCGAUCCGUCCACGAAGCUUCAGGAGAACAUCUGCUCUCAACACAAUGAGGUGAUGAAGAUCUUCUGCCGCACUGAUCAGCAGUGUAUCUGUUAUCUCUGCACCAUGGAUGAACAUAAAGGCCACGACACAGUUCCAGCUGAAACCGAAAGAACCAAGAGGCAGAAAGAAGUCAGGCGGAACCAGCAAAGGAUGCAGCAGAGAAUCACAGAAAAAGAAAAAUGUAUGAGGAUGCUUCAGCAGGAGGUGGAGGCCGUCAAUCAGUCUGCUGACAAAGCUGUAAGCAACAGUGAGAAGAUCUUCAAAGAUCUCAUCCGUCUGAUUGAGAAGAGAAGCUCUGAGGUGAAGCAGCAGAUCAGAUCCAAGCAGAAAGAUGAAGUCUGUCGCUUUAAAGAGCUUCAGGAGGAGCUGCAGCAAGAGAUCAGCGAGCUGAGGAGGAAAUAUUCCGAAUUGGAGAAGCUUUCAAACAUCGAGGACCACUCAGAGUUUCUACAUGUUCCACCGUCACAAAUCUGCGACUGGACGGACUCGCCAAGCUGCUAUUUUCAUCCUCUGUCCCACUUCGAGGACUCCAUGGCGGCUGUGUCGAAGUCUGGAGACAAACUGUGGAACGUUCUCAGCGAGGAGUUGAGCAAGUUCUCAGCGACAGAAGUGGACCUUCUGCUCCCGCAAUCGGAACCAAAGACCAGAGCUGAGUUCCUACAGUACUCUUGUGGCAUCACGCUGGAUCCAAACACAGCACACAUGUUGUUAAUCUUGUCUGACGAGAACAGAAAGGUGACAACAAAGGAAACGUCUUUCUUAACAGUGGUGCAGUUGGUGGUGGAGAUGUACGGUACGACGGAAAACCAGUCCUUCACCGACAGGAUUCAGGUGCUGAGCAGAGAGAGUCUGACUGGACGGUGUUACUGGGAGGUCGAGUGGACGGGAGUCGGCGUUUCGGUGGCGGUCUCGUACAAGGGCGUUCGGAGAAAGCGAGAGGAGAGUGAAUAUGGAAACAACGACAAGUCCUGGGCUUUACAGUGUGAAAACAAAGGCUUCACAUUCACACAUGACAAGAGGAAAACGUCCAUCUCGGUCUGUCAGCCCAGAAUCGGAGUCUAUCUGGAUCACAGUGCAGGUGUUCUGUCCUUCUACAGCGUCUCUGACACCAUGACUUUAAUCCACAGAGUCCAGACCACAUUCACCGAGCCGCUACACGCCGGACUGCAGCUUCAACUGAACUCCACAGCCGAGUUGUGUGAGCUCAAGUAAACCAAAAAAGGCAGUAAACCUUCCACAGACACGAGAGAAUGGAGUUAAAUCCUGUUUUAAAGUGAGUAAAAUGAUGAAAUUCAAAUUCAGAGGGAUGAUAAGAGAAGGGGCUGCA